GUGACUUCGUGCACUGGUUUCUCCACUACCUUACGAAAGGGUGCCCUUCGGCUUUGAAUCAUUGCUCCGCUUACUAACUUAGUGGAGAUCAACCAGUCGGAACUCAGCGGAACCGGACUACGAAAGUUUAAAUGAUCAACGGGUUCGGAACUCUUCUCUUCGUCUAUAUCUUACAAUCUGACUUUUUUUUUGGCUUAGGCAUCAAUCUUUGUACUCUACCUUCGCCGGGAAAUUGUUGGAUGCAGUAUCGGGGCGCAUGGACAUCGGCAGAAGGAUUGACGAAGUUGGUAAGUCAGCUUAUCUUGCAGAGCCGCCAACUGUACAGCCUGCUAUCUUUGCGCUUGAUAUCAUCCUUUCAGUCUGGAUGAUGUAUGAUUUCUGAUGACACUCAACGACGUUCCUCGCCGACCAGUUCUAGGAGAUCAAGAUUCUCCGGGCAUCAUAUCCUCGAAUUGGAAGUUUGAAAGUGAGAUAGCAUUGUAGGUACCAUUUAUGCUAUGAGUGCUGUAAAAAACUUCAUGUGCUAUAAAAUCCUUCCAUUCUUACUUCCAGUAAAGGGACGUAGUUCGAGAAUCCACAUACGACGAUACUCAUACUCCCACCCUUGUUCUGGUUUGGCAUCUGCCCCAAAUUUGCCAUUCCAUGAUGCAUCUAUAGAGAAGCUGUACAAAAAUUCAAUGUACCCAUUGUUCUGUCACGCCAACAUAGGCUUAAUUUCGCUUAGACAAAGCACCA
Messenger RNA from Desarmillaria tabescens, 735 nucleotides. RefSeq lists its product as uncharacterized. The coding region runs from base 132 to 368 and encodes 78 amino acids. NCBI's taxonomy places the organism in Eukaryota, Fungi, Basidiomycota, Agaricomycetes, Agaricales, Physalacriaceae. The transcript has a single exon. The record is from RefSeq and is a predicted model, not a curated record.